UCAGUUCUCUCCUCUCGGAAGCUGCAGCCAUGAUGGAAGUUUGAGAGUUGAGCCGCUGUGAGGCUAGGCCCGGCUCAGGCGAGGGAGAUGAGAGACGGCGGCGGCCGCGGCUCAGAGCCCCUCUCAGCGCCUGUGAGCAGCCGCGGGGGCAGUGCCCUCCGGGAGCCGGCCGGCCUGCGGCGGCGGCAGCGGCGGCGUUCCUCGCCUCCUCUUGGUCUUUUCUAACCGUGCAGCCUCUUCCUCGGCUUCUCCUGAAAGGGAAGGUGGAAGCCGUGGGCUCUGGCGGGAGCCGGCUGAGGCUCCGCGGGGGCACGUCCCACUCCAGGAGGGGGGGAGAAGCGGCAGCGGCUGCUGCCACAGCUCCUGGGAGGGGGUCGGAGUCGCCUGUCACCAUUUCCAGGGCUGGGAACGCCGGAGAGUUGGUCUCUCCCCUUCUACUGCCUCCAACACGGCGGCGGCGGCGGCGGCACAUCCAGGGACCCGGGCCGGUUUUAAACCUUCCCUCCGCCGCCGCCGCACCCCCCCUGGCCCGGGCUCCGGAGGCCGCUGGAGGAGGCAGCCGUUCCGAGGAUUAUUCGUCUUCUCCCCAUUCCGCUGCCGCCGCUGCCAGRCCCCUGGCUGCUGAGGAGAGGCAGGCCCAGUCUCUGCAACCAUCCAGCAGCCGCCGCMGCAGCCAYKACCCGGCUGCGGUCCAGAGCCAAGCGGCAGCAGAGCGAGGGGCAUCAGCGACCGCCAAGUCCAGAGCCAUUUCCAUCCUGCAGAAGAAGCCCCGCCACCAGCAGCUUCUGCCAUCUCUCUCCUCCUUUUUCUUCAGCCACAGGCUCCCAGACAUGACAGCCAUCAUCAAAGAGAUCGUUAGCAGAAACAAAAGGAGAUAUCAAGAGGAUGGGUUCGACUUAGACUUGACCUAUAUUUAUCCAAACAUUAUUGCUAUGGGAUUUCCUGCAGAAAGACUUGAAGGCGUAUACAGGAACAAUAUUGAUGAUGUAGUAAGGUUUUUGGAUUCAAAGCAUAAAAACCAUUACAAGAUAUACAAUCUAUGUGCUGAAAGACAUUAUGACACCGCCAAAUUUAACUGCAGAGUUGCACAGUAUCCUUUUGAAGACCAUAACCCACCACAGCUAGAACUUAUCAAACCCUUUUGUGAAGAUCUUGACCAAUGGCUAAGUGAAGAUGACAAUCAUGUUGCAGCAAUUCACUGUAAAGCUGGAAAGGGACGGACUGGUGUAAUGAUUUGUGCAUAUUUAUUACAUCGGGGCAAAUUUUUAAAGGCACAAGAGGCCCUAGAUUUCUAUGGGGAAGUAAGGACCAGAGACAAAAAGGGAGUAACUAUUCCCAGUCAGAGGCGCUAUGUGUAUUAUUAUAGCUACCUGUUAAAGAAUYAUCUGGAUUAUAGACCAGUGGCACUGUUGUUUCACAAGAUGAUGUUUGAAACUAUUCCAAUGUUCAGUGGCGGAACUUGCAAUCCUCAGUUUGUGGUCUGCCAGCUAAAGGUGAAGAUAUAUUCCUCCAAUUCAGGACCCACACGACGGGAAGACAAGUUCAUGUACUUUGAGUUCCCUCAGCCAUUGCCUGUGUGUGGUGACAUCAAAGUAGAGUUCUUCCACAAACAGAACAAGAUGCUAAAAAAGGAUAAAAUGUUUCAUUUUUGGGUAAAUACGUUCUUCAUACCAGGACCAGAGGAAACCUCAGAAAGAGUAGAAAAUGGAAGUCUAUGUGAUCAAGAAAUCGAUAGUAUUUGCAGUAUAGAACGUGCAGAUAAUGACAAGGAAUAUCUAGUACUUACUUUAACAAAAAAUGAUCUUGACAAAGCAAAUAAAGACAAGGCCAACCGAUAUUUUUCUCCAAAUUUUAAGGUGAAACUGUAUUUUACAAAAACAGUAGAGGAGCCAUCAAAUCCAGAGGCUAGCAGUUCAACUUCUGUAACACCGGAUGUUAGUGACAAUGAACCUGAUCAUUAUAGAUAUUCUGACACCACUGACUCUGAUCCAGAGAAUGAACCUUUUGAUGAAGAUCAG
Molecule: messenger RNA, 2018 nt
Organism: Urocitellus parryii (Arctic ground squirrel)
Lineage: Eukaryota; Metazoa; Chordata; Mammalia; Rodentia; Sciuridae
Source: RefSeq, a predicted model, not a curated record